GCGACAGAAACAGCCUACUAACAACAGAAUUUAUCCGACUCGACAACCAUACCAAAGACAAAGAACAAGAACCUACAACACAGAGAGUGACUAGGCGAAAUGAAUAUCGACGCUAGUGAACAGGUAAGUGGCCCUCCCGGUGAGAAGCCUCUUGCUACCGCGUCCAGACAGUCCUCGUCCGAGCCGAACCUGGAGGACGAGCCCGCCGCCCCGGGGGAACACGGCGUUUGUAACCCACCAGCCAUAAAGCCCGCAGGUAUCUCCUUCGGUGUCGAGCUCGAGUUCGUCGUGGCCUGGGUGUACGAAGACGAGCCGGAUCCCGACCAAGAUAUCGCCGACAAGCUGGCCCCUCUGCUUCGCAUCCCCCGGGAGAUGGGGUCCUCGUUUGCGCGGCACCUACAUAUCCGGAGACAACUGACGAAAGCCUUGGUCGAGGUCGGCCUUCCCGUCGAAGGGGGAGAGGGCUAUGCCCCGGGCUCAAUUCAACAGCGCCAGGCAGGCGUUGGAUGCACCUCGGCCUUCUCCAUCACGCAUGACUUCUCGAUUCACGAAUAUCAAUCCAGUGCCGGCUACCAAUAUUGCGGUAUAGAGCUGAUCAGCCCCGCUAUGUGGGACAAGGACAACAGCUUCGACCUGAUCCGUCUCGCACUCACGACCAUGACGUCGUCAUUCCGCUGCCGCGUCAACUCGACCUGCGGCUUCCACGUGCACAUCGGGGUGGGACUCGGCCGGCAUAUCGAUGCACGCACGGUGCGCAAACUGGGCGCCUUCAUUUGGGCGGCCAGCCCGCUGCUGAGCGUGCUGCACCCGCCUCAUAGGACGAACCACAUGUACAGCCGCAGCCUCCGCCGGUACAACAUCAGCCGCCUCGGCAGUGGCGACCCGCAAGCGGUUGCCCGCUCGUGGGGCGAGUUGAACGACGUCGACCAGGCGAUGGCCCGUUUCUCUGGGCGGGAUCGCUGGGUGGGCGAGCCGUACAAUAUCGCGGAUGACGACUUGCUGAAGAAGAUCCGUCGGUACGUGAGGGCGGCCCGGGGCACGCUGGGUAUACAUGAGCUAACGGACUUGGCCAUCAGAGCCGAGAUGGGAGAAGACAUUUCGUUCCGAGAGCUUGGAGAGCCGGCGCGACAUGGUCAGAACAGACGCCACAUGACGUCUCCUUCUUCGAAUUGCGAGGAGGAGGAGAACGAGAAGGAGGAGGACAAAGAGCUACGGCGACGAUACGGCCCUCCCAAGGUCGAUAUCCAAACUCCGGCAGGUGGCACGGCCAAGGCCAAAACGUACGAGACGGGACCACUGGCUCCCCCACGACCGCGGAAGCCAAUUUUCGUGCGCAGUAUCCCGCCUGUGCCGCUCCGCCAGUGGAAGACGGAAGAUGACAAGGACCAUUCCAACGCCAACCUGCGCGAGGGUGAGGGUGAGGGUGAGGGUGACAGCGACGGGGACGGGGACGGGGACUCUUCGUACCAAGACUCGGAAAACGGGGACGGGCAGUUGGACCCGCCGAGGCGACAGGACGUCAUGUCCGGGGUGGCGACGCUGCUGGGGGCGGACUUCUCGGCCGGCCUGGUCGGGACGCUGCUGUGCAACCUGGGGAACACCAAGUCGGCGGCAUACAACCUGGCGUCGUACCGGUUGCUCUCGUACCAUAGGGGCGGGGGGCGGGACUCGGAGCUGGCGGACGACGAGGACACGAUGCAGGACGAGUCCCCGCGGCGCACGACGGUGGAGAUACGCGAGGCGGCGGGCACGUUGCGGCCGGAGUGGAUGACGACGUGGGCGCGCGUGUGGUGCGGGAUUCUGCGGUGGUGCCGGGAUGCGAGCGAGGUGGACUUCCUCGCGGUCAUGCGGCUGCUGGCGUGGGCGCAGGAGGAGGGGGGGCAGUACGACGUGGUGGACCUGCUGGUCGACCUUGGCAUGCCGGAGCAGGCUCGGGCGUGCGAGGCGCGGCUGCGCAAUGGGGAGAAUGAGCGGAUGGAGCAGGAGGAUCUUCCGGAUCCGGAUUUGAAGGACUUGGAGUUUGGGGGGGUUGGGAGGACGGGGACCACGAAUGAUGGCGAGAGGAUGCGGAUUACCAUUGAGUAAGGUGAGUUUUUCCCCUGAGGUGAGUUUUUCCCCCUUUUCUGUUCGGCUCUGGCUUUUCUUUUUUUUUUCCUUCUUUUUCUUGGAAUUUGGCACAGCAUACAGGACAUAACAUAUACGACAACAUACGAAGAACAAACGUAUUCUAGCUGGUUAUGACAAAAGGUAAGCGAAGUGAAGCA
Sodiomyces alkalinus F11 is the source of this 2264-nucleotide messenger RNA. RefSeq lists its product as hypothetical. Bases 100 to 2085 code for a protein of 661 amino acids. Lineage: Eukaryota; Fungi; Ascomycota; Sordariomycetes; Glomerellales; Plectosphaerellaceae. The record is from RefSeq and is a predicted model, not a curated record. The transcript has a single exon.